UUCAGAUAGGUUGUGAUUAUAUUUUGUGAUGGCAGUCUUAUUCAUCUGAAAUAAUGAUCUGUAAAUCCACUGGUGGCUCUGGUUUUAGCUUCACUUCCAUUGUAAAUUGGCCAGGCAAUCUGAUAAACAUAGUGACAUUUUUAUCGUGAAGAUGCUAAUAUGUUGAUUUUAAGCAGUUAAAAACUGUAUAAUGUGCCAACAUUAGUGCCAAGCACAGUAAUGCAUUUUAAAUUUAAUUCUUCUGAAUUAAAAUGAAAUUCUUUAGGAUUGAUGAUUGUUGGUGGGUCAUAAUUAGAUAGCCUGCAGCAGGGCUAAAAUAUUACAUUUAUGGGCUCGAAAGCAAAGGUGUUAAAAAGCAAACAAACAACAAAAAAAACAGUGACCCAGUUAUUCUGAAUAAUUUUCAGACUGUCAACAGUAGUGAAGUGCUUCCUACCUGAAAGUCUUUGGAAAACCAUCCUACUGUUGCACACCAGCUUGUAAAAAAAUUUAAUUAACAUCAAUUUAAAAAAUAUUUUGACAGCAAGACUUCACCAAAAAAGCUGUUUUUGAUGGGAACAAAUAAAUACAGAAAAGCUUUGAGUCUGUCAAGUCAAGUCUGAUUGGCUCUCAAUCCUCAGUUAUUGAGAUCUUCAUUGUCCAUCUGCAGUAAAUAUUAUCAACUGGCCUGGUUAAGUCAAAUUUCCACUCAGCUGGAAGAUAUAUGUUGAGGACUGAUGGCAAAGAGUUUGGAGGUUUGGAAACCAUAACACCAUUUUUUUGGUAAGAUUAUGGCCUCUCAGUCCUGUGAUAAAUUUCUAUUUCAGUCAUUUUCUCCAUUACAAAUACAGAUUUUAUGGGCAAGUGUUUGUGCAGGUUUUUAGAAGAACAAAAGCUCCAUACAGCUAGGUUCAGACUGAGUAUGCAGUUCCUGAUGUCUAGGCUUGAAGUGUGCGUGAAGGAGACUUAAUGAUUGCAAGUUUUUAAAGCUAUGUAUGAAGUGCUUCAUUAAAAUUUACAGCCAUGAUGCAUGUGACAAACUAAAGAGAAGGGCCAAAUCCUUCUUGAAGGGCAAUAUAAGUACAGCCAUUGUCACAUUUUAAUAACUUUAACCAAAGUGUGUUUCUAUUUUCAAACCGACUGUUGGAAAAUUGUGUUUCUGCCUGACUAACUUAGUAAUUUCCUCUCUGAAAAAAACAAACAAACAAAACAUCAUGUUGAUUUGAAAUGGAAUGGGUUACGCUGUUUAUUAGCAAUACUGUAUAUCCUGCCAAUUACAAUAAUGAAAUGGCACUGAUAUGCAAAUAAUGAGCAUUCACAAUACACUGAACUUUACUAGUUCAGACAUUCUUUAGAGGUUUCCAAGGCUCACCCAAACCACAAAGUUAAUAAAAGGCAUCUCAUUUGAUUUAUCAUUGCACAUAAUAUAGUCAGAUAUAAACAUGUACUUACCUGCCUUUGCCUGUAUAAGUCAUGAUCUCUAGUGAUCCCUUUACUUUAAAAUCUUUUUUUAGUUUUUACGCAUGAACACAAAGAUGAAAACACAAAAAUAAACUUUGAAACUAGCCUAAAGAUAAUUCAAAGCAAUUGUCACAGUGAUUCUACGGUAUAAACAGGAAGAAAUGGAGGCUGUGAGCUCAUCGCUGCCUUUGCUGCCUGUUGAAGUUCAGGCUCUGGCUGCUGGGCUGGGGUCAGCAUGCACUCAGCUUUAUCAUCAGUCUGGGUUCAUGGCUAGCUUUGUGUUAGCAUGCUGUCUGUACAGAAGCUUGCAAAGAGCUGAAGUUCUGUUAGCAGUACAAUGCAGUUGCUUCUGACCUGGAUGUGGUUUGUUGCACUCUGGUCCUGAUAUCAGCUGACUGUAGCAAAAAUGUGCAGGGAGAAAAAAGCAUGUUUGGUUGAUUUUUUUUUCUUUCUAUCUGCCUGGCAUGCAAAUAACUGAAGAAGAUUUUUAACACAAGAUUGUAACACAAGUAACAAGAUUUGUAACUGUAAUGUGAUUACUGAAUUUAGUACAGCAACGCGUUAAAUUACUGUAUUUAUGAAAAGGCAAAUGUAAAACACAGUAAUGUGUUACUUUGGAAAGCAUUAAAUCCAACACUGGCUAAAACAAAGCUUUUUAAUCUGACUUUGUUGCAUCUGACAACAAAAAACAAAACGAAACAAAAAAUAAUUUAAUAAAUCUAGCUCUCUAAAUGCUGCGCUACAUUGUAAAAGUAAGAUUCAGUGAGAUGGAAAGGAAAACCAUUAAGAACUGUAAUUAUUUUUGUUAACUUUAUUCACAUCAUCAUCAUAUGUGGACACAAAUAGUAUCAAGACAAAAGUACUGAAUAGCCAAUUUUAAGUCGAAUGUUGAACUUCAGCUCAUCCCGUGACCCUGAAUCGGAUAAGCAGAAGAGAAUAGAUGGAUGGAUAGAAAAAAAAACUACCUUGAAGCUUGUUCUGUACUCUGCCAUUUCAAUCUGCCACGAUUCUUGUAUUUGCAGGUUCAUGAUGCUGAGUCUGGAGUUUCACCAUUCUUGUCAUUACGACUAUGUGGAAGUCCGAGAUGGAGACAGUAUCCACUCCCGUGUUAUCGGUAGAUACUGUGGGAAUAACAGACCUGCACCAGUUCACAGCUCUGGCAACAGUUUGCAUGUUCUCUUUGUGUCUGAUGGUUACAAGAAUUUUGAUGGAUUCUUUGCCACUUUCCAAGAGAACUCAGCUUGCAGCUCUUCCCCUUGCCUGCAUGAUGGGACAUGUAUCCUAGACAGUUCUUACUCUUACCACUGUGCCUGUCUGGCUGGUUACACAGGCAAGAGGUGUGAAAAUGUGGUGGGCUGCCGCAGGCCUCCGGUGCCCACCCACGGAUCUACAGAGGGUCUGUUUCAUCACUCUGGUGCUCGCAUCACUUUUCGUUGUGACCCUGGGUUUGAGCUGAAGGGGUUUCGUCACGCCAUCUGCCUGAGUGACGGAACAUGGAGUGCGCCUGCUCCCGACUGUGUUCCAGUGGAAAGAGUCUGUGCUCUGCCACCCAAGCCAGCCAAUGGGGACCACUUCUUGGUUUAUGGGCCCAAUGAUGUUCUCAUUGCACUACAGUACUUGUGCCACCAGCCAUAUGAACUCAGCGGGGGCUCUCAGAGAACCUGCCUCCCCAAUAACACCUGGAGUGGGACUUCUCCUGUUUGCAUUAAAGUGAAUAACACUCUUAAUGAAGCAGAAAAGGACAAAGCAAAAGAAAAGGGAACAGAGACAGAUAUUUACAGUAACAAAGAUAUCAGUAAACCUAAAGAGAAAGAAGAAGAGAACACAACUCGCGAAAACGAAAGUGUUGCUGGAAAAGAUGUAAACACUGAGCGGGAGAACACAACAGCAGUCGACAGGGAAGAUAAAUAUAAUGGGACCACUCCUGGGAAAACUGUGGUUGAGGGCAGGAAUGAGGGAGAGCUAGAUGAGAGAAAUACUGGCCCAGAGAAGCCAUCUGGAGGUGGGGAAGAUAAAGUGACUAGCAAAAGCCCAGAUAACAGCCUAGAUUACAUGGUUGAAGAGAAAGAACCAAAACAACCUGAAAGAAAAGAAGACACAAACUUUGACAAGGGAAAGACAGAUGUUACAGAAAUCCCUGUCAUAAAAGACAAAGGACAGGAAGAAAGUGAAAGAAAAGAAAAACAGGUGAAUGGGAAAAGAGAUCCUGACAAAGUGGGCCCCAAUGACACCAAGCUCAGGACGGUCAUAUCUGAGGGUGAAAACACAGUGGAGAUACCUGAACUGGAAAUGACAAAGAACAACACUGUUUCACAUGAUACCAAGAGCACAAGUAAAGAAAAUAAUACCAUAGGGUCUCUACCGCCAGGGAGGAAAAUAAUUCCAACUCAUGUCAACAUCACGCUGUACAGAGCAGAAAGUGGGAAACCGAAGGAGAAAUCAACAACUGCGAAGGAUGAAAAGGAGAAGGAUUCAACUGAGAAAACAAAGGAGGAGGUGGAAAGAGAGCAGAAAGAAAAAGAGAAAGAAAGGGAGCGAGAAGCCAACCAAAGCUUCACCGAAAAAAGCUGCCCACCUCUGCCUCGCCUUUACCAUGGCUACCACCAGGUGGUGCCAGGUUUGGAGCCUGAAACAGUAGAGUUCAAGUGCAAUCACUCUUAUGCGCUCAGUGGUGAUGUCCGACGCACAUGCCAGCCGGAUGGCACAUGGAGUGGCAAACAGCCCCUCUGUAUCAGAGCAUGUCGUGAGCCUAAAGUCUCAGAGCUGGUGAAACAAAAAGUUCUGCCCCCUCAGGUACCAUCCAGAAAGACACCCGUGCACAAGCUCUACUCCUCAGUCAUGGGCCAGCAGCCACAGUUGCACAGUCCCACUAAAGUCCCCCUGGUGCUUUCGCAGUUGCCCCAGGGUUUCCACCAGCUCUACACGCAUAUAGAAUAUGAGUGUGCAUCUCAAUACUACCACCACUUUGGCAGUCCACGUCGGACUUGCUUGAAGACAGGGAAAUGGAGCGGGCGCCACGUCUCCUGUUCACCAGUGUGUGGGAAGCAUCCAACCUUUGACACAGAGAGGCCAGAAGAGGCUCACUGGCCUUGGCUGGCUGCCAUCUACCGCCGCUCCACCAAGGGUACAGAGACCAAGGUGACCAAGGCAGACAGCCAGGCAGGGUCCCUGAAGAAGGAUGGUGGAGCAGGAACUGGCAAACACAAUCAGGCUUUUGACUGGCAGCUAGUCUGCAGUGCAGCUCUGGUUAACCAAAGAGUUCUGGUCGUAGCUGCUCACUGUGUGACAGAUCUGGGCAAGGUUUUUCCUCUGGACACUGCCACAAUAAAGGUGGUAGUGGGGAAGCACUAUCGUGAUGAUGACAGGGAAACCAAAGGUCUUCAACACCUGCGGGUGGCCUCCAUUGUUAUUCAUCCAAACUAUGAUCCCAAUAUUCUUGACUCUGACAUUGCUGUGAUCAAAUUACUGGACAAGGCAAGGAUUGGAGAAAAAGUCCUGCCUCUCUGCCUGUCAGAAAACCAGGAAGAAGAUUUGACAUCUACUCAAGGACUUGUGACCGGCUGGUCUCCAAUGCCCGAGUCAAAUUUAGGCCCUGAUGAGAAGGCUAGGGUUGGGCUCGUUCACCUUGCUGAUGUAGUCCCAUGUGAGCAGCAAUACGCUCGUAAUGGUGUGCCAGUCAGUGUAACAGACAAUAUGCUGUGUGCCAGCCAAAAGCCUGACUAUGGACCAUCUAACAUAUGUCCCUCUGACACUGGGGGAAUUCUUGUCCUCCCUGCCCUCUCUGAGAAUCAAGUCAAUGAUAACCGAAAGCCUGGUUAUGCACAGGCGCAAGGGGAGAGCAAAGGGCUGUGGAGACUACUGGGACUGGUGAGCUUUGGCUAUGACCAAGGGGAAUGUGAUCCUGACCUCUACACAGUCUACACACGUGUAGCCAGCUUUAAAGACUGGAUUGAGAGCAAUAUGAAAUAAACAUCUUACAGUCCACUCCCCUGCUUAAUCUCUAUUUUAGUGCAUUCAUUCUGUCUAAUCUAUUUUUAUGCACAAGGGCAUUUUCCUACUAAACGCAGAAGCAACACUGGACAUCACAGUGCUCAAACUGAAGGGGGUGCUAGCACAUUAGAUGUGCUGAUGCAUCGGCCCUUUAUCUGAAGACUUUAGUGUUCAGGUCAUUCAACCUGAGAUCAAACACUUGAAACUGAUAAGAAAACCAUUCAUCUGAGUAUUUGACUGUUAAUGGUUUGGACUGUACCCUCUGUUAUGUAUAUAUGUUGUAAUGUACUGAAUUAUUAUAUCAAUUCAAGCAACUCCAGAGAUGUACAUAUUUUAUUGAAAGAGAAAAAUCAUGACAUUUUUAUUAAAGGAAAGGUUGGUGUGGUGAAGCUUGU
Oreochromis aureus is the source of this 5825-nucleotide messenger RNA. RefSeq names its product peptidase domain containing associated with muscle regeneration 1 (gene pamr1). The record is from RefSeq and is a predicted model, not a curated record. The transcript has 10 exons. Gene Ontology annotation, molecular function: serine-type endopeptidase activity. The coding region runs from base 2326 to 5409 and encodes 1027 amino acids. NCBI's taxonomy places the organism in Eukaryota, Metazoa, Chordata, Actinopteri, Cichliformes, Cichlidae. Gene Ontology annotation, biological process: proteolysis.